AUGGAAUGUACAUCUAUUUUCAUAUUCUUCCUGCUGGCCCAAGUAAUUUCAACUCUACCUCUAGAUGAGAGCACACACCAGGAGACCUCCAAUGACAUCAAUGAAACAGUCUCACGGACAUAUCAGAGAAAGGAGCAAAAUAGCACAUCAUUGAGCGCUGCAAACUUCACUUCACUAAAACCCCCUGGGCGGCAGCGGCACCAUCCUUUUCCUAUGUGCUCAGGGCCAACCAGGAUCAAAGUAGCGUUCAAGUACAUCAACACAUUGGUGUCUUGUUUUGUUUUCAUCACGGGGAUGACAGGUAAUCUGGCUCUCCUGCGAAUUAUUUAUGAGAACAAGGGCAUGCGGAGUGGGCCCAACAUCCUAAUAGGCAGCCUGGCACUGGGAGAUCUUGUGCACAUUGUCAUUGCCAUACCUGUCAAUACAUAUAAGCUUCUGGCUGAGGAUUGGCCAUUUGGUGUAGCCAUUUGCAAAUUACUGCCUUUUAUUCAGAAAACAUCUGUUGGAAUUACAGUCUUGAGUCUAUGUGCACUAAGCAUAGACAGAUACCGUGUUGUAGCCUCCAGAAACCCUAUCAGAGGCCUGGGUGUUCCAAAGAGGACAGCCGUUAAACUUGCUUUAAUAUGGAUCGUAUCUAUCCUGCUCGCUGUGCCGGAAGCAGUUGGUUUCAGCAUGAUGGCAAUGGACUAUAAAGGAAAGCAUCUCAGGAUAUGUCUCCUUCACCCCGUACAACUGUCACCAUUCAUGCAGUUUUAUAAGGCAGCCAAGGACUGGUGGCUCUUCGGAAUCUAUUUUUGUAUGCCGCUGGCUUGCACCGGACUCUUUUAUACUCUUAUGACCUGUGAGAUGUUGAAGAGAAGUAGGACACAGAUUGGUUUUAAUGACCAUAUCAAACAGAGAAGGGAGGUGGCGAAGACCGUCUUCAGUCUGGUGCUGGUGUUUGCCAUUUGCUGGUUACCAUUGCACCUCAGCAGAAUCCUGAAAUUGACUAUUUAUAACGAAAAAGAUCCGCACAGAUGUGAUUUAUUGAGUGCCUUCCUCGUGCUGGAUUACAUUGGCAUCAACAUGGCCUCUGCGAAUUCUUGCAUGAACCCAAUUGCUUUAUAUGCUGUGAGCAAGAGAUUCAAGGCACAUUUCAAGGCUUGUCUGCCUUGUUGCAACACAUCACCUCAGACGGCAACAGCAGAUGAGAUCCAGACCUUGGAGAAGACGAAGGGCAAUGGACAAGCCCCAGAGUAACUAACGCAAGGCCUGACACAUGAAAGAUGUCACUGCCUCAUUUUCAACGUGUUACUGUCACUACAGUUUAGGGGCUUUUUCACCCCCCCACCAACACUAUUGUCAUUGUGUGUUUCUUUUUUACACAUUUGAAUGUAAAAUCUAAUUAUGCUGAAGUUUUUAUUUGUGUUUUGGCAGAUUUGUUAACUAUUUAUGUCGUGCUUUCGGAUUGUUUUGUGAGUGUGUGUGUGUGUGUUGACUUUGAAAAUUGCGACGUGGCACUGUUUAUGAAGUAUAUGUGGCGUACAUAAUCAGAACAUGACAGGCCCAUGAAGGUUUCAUGAGGAGCGAUGUUUGAUGCAGAUGCUUUCAUGUUGCAUGAAUGUGUUGCUUCUCACAGUAAGACUGUGCACUCAAAAUGACUGCUGUUUAAUCUGUAACUGUUUUAUGAUUUGAUGUACUUUUUCAUGUAUAUGGAAAAAACAAAACAACAGCAAAAAUCUCAAAU
Molecule: messenger RNA, 1726 nt
Organism: Engraulis encrasicolus (European anchovy)
Lineage: Eukaryota; Metazoa; Chordata; Actinopteri; Clupeiformes; Engraulidae
Gene: ednrbb
Product: endothelin receptor type Bb
Exons: 7
Coding region: 1-1239 (412 amino acids)
Biological process (GO): enteric nervous system development; endothelin receptor signaling pathway; regulation of blood pressure
Cellular component (GO): plasma membrane
Molecular function (GO): endothelin receptor activity
Source: RefSeq, a predicted model, not a curated record